Molecule: messenger RNA, 2163 nt
Organism: Moneuplotes crassus
Lineage: Eukaryota; Ciliophora; Spirotrichea; Euplotida; Euplotidae
Source: the annotation of a GenBank genome assembly
AUGGAAGCUACUGGUUUCAGAACGGGAAGAGCAGAAGAAGAAGGAAUUGGAAAUAGGGUGAAUGGAGAAGGGGGAAUAGGCAGGUUUAUGAGGAUGGGUAAUGGGGGAGAUGAGGAUGGAGAGGUGCAGAGGUUUAUGAAUGAGAAGAUACAAGAGAGUCUGCAGAAGUCCUAUUCGAGGUAUAUUAGGAUAGGCUGAUUGGGGAAUAUGGGAGUUUGAUUUGUAGCAGCGCUUACGGCUGUUUUGACGAUGAAUGAGGAGAAUGAGAAAGCAAAUACUCAGCUGUGAACUCACUCGGUGACGUUUUUGGUGAUUUCUUUUCUUAUAUUAGUCAUAUGAGGACGCAAAGCAUUUUAUUUAGUUUAUUUGGUUCCAAUACUUUUAGGACUCGGAAUUUAUAUGGCAAUUGAUAUUACCUUACAAAGCGAGGAAUACAGACCUAGUGAAUAUUUAGUAGUUUCUUGCUGAACUGCCCACUGACUGAUGAUUCUAAUUCCAAAUAAAUGGAUACAUUCUUCUAUUGCUCAUGCUCUAGCAAUGGGAUACCUUGGGUAUGGUGCAUGGAAAACUUAUGGAAUGUUUUCCUCUGAUAUUAAUCUGACAAUAAUGCUUUGAGUAUUCUGGUUUACCCUAUCAAGCUAUUUCUUGUCACUCAAAACUACAGGUAUGUAUGCUGAAAUCUAUAAAAAUAAAAAACUCAUCGAAGAAAUGAAGAAGGUGCUCCAGAUCCUCCCUUUUGGCGUAGUCAUCUGGCCGUCCAAAGCAGGUGAGAAGUACUUCGCCAAUAAGGAGUUUAGACAGAAAUAUACUGAAGUUGACCAUAGCCUUGAGGAGCUGGCCGGAAUCGAGCUGAAGCUACUUGAUGAUGAAAGAAAAACAAUUAAUGAAGAGUUUAGAAAUGAUCUUGCGAAGUUCUUGAAAAAUCAGCAAAGACUUAUUAGAAAUAAUGAGUGUAUUGUUGAGCGGAAUGCUCAAAUUAAAUGUUUUCCAAAGGAAGUCUUGCAUAUGUCAGAGGAUAGUGAAGAAGCUGUGAAUCAUAAAAUUUGUUGUAUAAAGACGCUCACCAUUGAAUGGGAGGGCGUAAAUUCUUACCUUCAUGUUUUUAUUGAUAAUACAAAUGUAAUUAGAUUAGAGGAGAUGAAAAAUAAAAUGAAGCUUGAAGAAGCUGACAAUAACAUGAAGCUUCAGAAAAUCAUGUUCGCAAGUGCUUCACAUGAAUUUCGAACUCCUUUGAACUCGAUCACCAACUCGUUUGAUAUAAUUUUAAACUCAUUUUAAUACCAUCAACAGGGUCUGACAACCUUAUUUUUCAGAAUUAGAGGGCUUAGAAUCUGAGGAGAUUGAUCUGAAUGCUGAAACUCUGAUGAAAUUUAUAAAGAUUGGAAAAAGCUCUUCCCUCCUUCUCUUAACACUAAUAGAGGAUGUUCUUAAUCUCUCCAAAAUGGAGGCAGGAACUUUCACCAUCAAUAAGGAAAUAUUUCAAGUUUGUGAAAUUCUCGAUGAAAUCUAUGAUAUCUUCAGUAUGCAGUGUGAGCUAAAGAGCAUCAAACUUAGUGUUAGAAUAUCUAGUGAUGUUAGGAAGCUUAAUAUCUUUUCAGAUAAGUCCAGGAUCAAACAAAUAAUAAUGAACCUGGUGUCUAACAGUAUGAAGUUUACCUUCAAAGGCUCCAUUACUAUUGAAUGUAUGAAUAUUAGGCAAAGAGGAAGAGUGUUCACAAAGUUUAGUGUAAGAGACACCGGAGUCGGUAUUAAGAAAAAAGACCAGAAAUAAACUCUUCAAACUCUUUGGAAUGAUUUCUAAGACUAAAUCUAUGAACAAAAGUGGAACUGGGAUUGGUCUUACUAUAAGUAAGAAAUAUGUUGAAGCUAUUGGAGGGGAGAUAUACUUAAAAUCAGCUCCAAAAAUUGGUACUGAAGUUACUUUUACAUUCCCAGUUGAUCGGAUUCCUGAAUCUGAAAGUCAUCCCCAAUCGAGUAAAUCAAUAUGGAGCUAUUUUGAAAGUGAUUUUGAGAUUGCAGAAGAAGGCCGUAUUCAUCAGAACUUAGCUAUACACAAAGAUAUUGGGUCUAGAGGAUGAUUCACCAAGAGAUAAUCUAUACAAUACAAAGUGGACUUGCUUAAAAAUAAAUAAUGGAAAUUUUUAUAGAUUUAAUGAUCGACAU